Messenger RNA from Naegleria lovaniensis, 3771 nucleotides. RefSeq lists its product as uncharacterized. Gene Ontology annotation, biological process: chromosome organization. The transcript has a single exon. Lineage: Eukaryota; Heterolobosea; Eutetramitea; Acrasida; Naegleriidae. The record is from RefSeq and is a predicted model, not a curated record. Bases 1 to 3771 code for a protein of 1256 amino acids. Gene Ontology annotation, molecular function: protein binding; ATP binding; ATP hydrolysis activity. Gene Ontology annotation, cellular component: chromosome.
AUGCAUAUCAAAGAAAUUCAUAUUGAUGGAUUUAAAUCCUAUGCCACUCGAACCGUACUGAACGGAUUUGAUAAAUCGUUCAAUGCCAUUACCGGCUUGAACGGAUCAGGCAAGUCCAAUAUUUUAGAUGCAAUUUGUUUUGUGUUGGGAAUUUCAAAUCUUGGCCAAGUGAGAGUCAAUAAUUUACAGGAACUAAUUUAUAAACAAGGACAAGCUGACGUAACAAAAGCAAGCGUGAGUGUAGUUUUUGAUAAUAGCGAUAAGGACACUUCACCGGUUGGUUAUGAAGACCAGUCCACUAUCACCGUGUACAGACAAAUUAUGAUUGGUGGAAAAAACAAAUACAUGAUCAACGGUAGAAAUGCUCAACUCUCCCGAGUACAGAAUUUGUUUCAUUCCGUUCAGCUCAAUGUAAAUAAUCCCCACUUUUUAAUCAUGCAAGGAAGAAUCACAAAGGUGCUCAAUAUGAAACCAAUUGAAAUUUUAGGAAUGAUUGAAGAAGCUGCAGGUACUAGAAUGUUUGAAGUAAAGAAGGGCCAAGCUCAAAAAACAAUUCAAAAGAAGGAUCAAAAGCUGGAAGAAAUUGCAAAACUGUUAUCUGAGGAAAUUGAACCCAAAUUAGAAAAGCUCAAUGCUGACAAGACCAAGUACAUGAAAUAUAACGAAAUUCUAAAUGAAUACCAAAAUAUGGAACGGUAUUGCAUUGCGUUUGAAUACUAUACAGCAGAAUGUCAGCUGAAAAAUUUGAAAAACGAAGAAGAUUCAUUACGUAAGAAAAUUUCUGAGCUAGAGUCAAAGCAUAACGAAUUUCAGAAGAAAGAAUCAGAAACUCAAAAGAAAAUUGAAAAUUUAAAGAAACAGAGACAAAGCGAUAUGAAAGAUGAGGUCAAGGAAUUGGAGAACAAAGUGGCAAAACUCAACAAAGAACUUAUUCACAAAAAAUCAGAACUGGAACAUAAAAAAGAAGAGUAUGAACGAGAAAAAGCCCAGUUGGACAGCUUACAAAAACAAAUCAUGGACGAGGAAAACAACAAGUUGGAAUUGGAAAAGAAAUGUCACAACGCUGUAGUACGGUCUGAAGAACUCAAACAAAAAAUUCAGGAUCUCACAAACAAGAUUGAUAAUAUGAAGCGUCAAAAAGAAGCAGUUAGUGCAGGUGUGGCUGUAAAUAUUAGCGAUGGCAACGGUAAAACCAUUACAGAACAGGUUCUCGAAUGCAAACAGACCAUUACCUCUCUCAAAAGUAGUUUGAAACAGAGUGAAAUGAGACUUUCUCACCUUAAAACAACUCUUAACGAAAAGAAGAUACAGCUAUCGAAACAAAGUGCUGAAGAGACAUCUCUCAAACAACAACUAGAAGAGAUUGAGAAGGUUGUAAACACACAAGCAAAACAGUUGGAACAGUUGAAUUUUAAUGAAAGCAAAUAUAUUGAGACAGAAAAGCAAAUUGAAAUGUUGGAGGCAGACAUUGUUGAUAGAACAAACAAGAUCAAUCAAAAGAAAAUGUCACUCGAACAAAUUUUCCUUGACUAUAAUAAGGAAAAUGUAUCUGGUAAUGUAAUGGGAGUAGUAGCCAACCUUUUCAGAAUCAAGGAUAAACAAAAUACCUGUGCUCUAGAAGUUGCAGCUGGACCAAGACUUGGUCAACUUGUGGUGGAUACUGAAAAAACAGGAAAAGAAGUCAUUGAAAAAGGAAAUAUUUCAAGACGAGUAACUGUUAUUCCAUUGAACAACAUCACAUAUGGCAAGCGAUUUGAAAACCAAGAAUUAUUGAAACAAGUUCACAAUAAUAAUGCCUCCUUGGCAUUGGAUUUAAUCAAUUAUGAAAGUAAGGUAGAAAAUGCCAUGAAAUAUUGCUUUGGAUCAACCCUUGUAGCCACAGAUAUGGAGACUGCAAAGAAGGUUGCCUUUGACAAGACUAUUUACGCAAGAACAGUAACCAUUGAUGGUGAUGUUUUUGAUCCUAGCGGUACAUUAACAGGAGGUUCAAGGCAUUUCAAUCCUGAAACAUCAAUACUCUCCAAAUUAGAAGCUCUCAAGCUCAUUGAAGAUGAACGGGAUUCUAUUAUUAAAAAGGUUGAAGGUCUCAAAUCCCAGCUUAACAAAAAGCUUAAGGACAAGUACUACGCAUUGAAAAACGAAUUACGGCUAAAGAAGCACGAACAGUCUCUUGCACAAAAAAGAGUUGAACAAAGUAGCUAUUUCCAAACAAAGAAACAAGUAGAAGAAAUGGAGCAAGAAAUUGUAAAGAUUAACGAAAAUAUGAAGCAAUUCAACAUUGAUAUUCAAAACAAGCAAAAGGAGCUUGUUGAUCUAGAAAAACAACAAGAACUAUUUAGCAAGGCCAGCGAUGAAGAAGCUGUGAAAAAGCAAAAACUAGAAAUGAUUGACAAAAAUAUUGAGAAAGCUAAAAAAGAGCUACAAACAGCAAAAACGGAAUUGAAAGAAGCAGAUUCUGACAAACUUUCUCUGCAACUACAGCAAAUGUCAGAAGAUAUUAAGGAAAUGAAAACUCAAUAUGAAUCAAAGCGGACAGAAAUUGAGUCCAACCUGGAAAAAACGUUUACCAAGUUGCAAAAAGAUGUUGACAACGCCUCUGAGGCAUAUGAAAGCGAAAGCACAAAUCUUAAGGCCUGUAGAUUAGAAUUUUCAAAGUCAGACGAAGAAAUUUCUAAACUCAACGAACUGAAAGAUAAGUACGCCAAGAAUGCAUCCGACAUUCUUCUAGAGGUGAAAAGCGUGGAACACACUCUAUCAAAUUCUGGCAAAAAUUCUGGAAAACUUGCAACUCUUUUAAAUGCGCUGAAAAGUGAAAACAAGUGGAUCAAAAACGAAAAGGAAAACUUUAACAAACCGGAUACAGAAUUCCACUUUGAUAAGAACAAUCAGUCGUUGCAAGAAUGCAAGCAACGCCUUUCAAAACUUAAGGAAGAAUGUGACAGCCUUUCAAAAAGUAUCAACAAAAAGGCUAUGGCCAUGCAUGAAAAGGCAGUAGAAGAAUAUAAUGAUUUAGUUAAAAAGAGAGAAAUUGUUCAACAUGAUAGGCACAAAAUUGAGAAUGUCAUUGAGGAUUUGGACGAUAAGAAAAAGAAAGCAAUCGAGGAAACUUGGAAGAAAGUGAACACAGAUUUUGGCUCUAUUUUCUCAACCCUUCUCAAUGGAACCACAGCUAAGCUCGAGCCUCCCUCAGACGCGGUUAAUGGAGCGCUGGAUGGCCUUGAAGUACGUGUUGCCUUCAACGGAGUUUGGAAAGAGUCCUUAACAGAAUUGAGUGGAGGUCAAAGGUCACUGCUCGCACUUUCUCUCAUUCUUGCUCUGCUCAGAUUCAAGCCAGCCCCUGUAUAUAUUUUGGAUGAGAUUGACGCAGCUUUAGAUCCUUCACACACACAAAAUAUUGGCCGCAUGUUGAAGACUCACUUUACAAACUCUCAAUUUAUUGUGGUUUCUCUCAAGGAAGGGAUGUUCCAAAAUGCAAAUGUUCUCUACAAGACAAAAUUUGUGAAUGGUUCGUCAUUGGUCGAACGUGUAGUUGACCAUAGAUCAGCUGUUGACUCCGACUCGGGCUCGUCAAGCAACAAUGUAAACCCUAACUCAUCCUCAACAACCACAUCUUCAAGAAGAACUGCAGCAUCAGCUUCAUCAAACGCUCGCACAAACUCUGCAUCUGUUACCGCCACCACUUCCUCUCAACAACCUGCCCAACUUGUCUCCCGAAGAGGAUCCAAGCGAAAAUCUGCAAAUGAAGACGAAAGUGAAGAAGAGGAGGAAUAA